Molecule: messenger RNA, 1398 nt
Organism: Rotaria sp. Silwood2
Lineage: Eukaryota; Metazoa; Rotifera; Eurotatoria; Philodinida; Philodinidae
Source: the annotation of a GenBank genome assembly
AUGACAACAACAGCCGACGUACUAUUUAACAAAUCCCCAAGAUCUGCUUUGAAAAUAAAUGUUGAUUAUUUAAAACAUUUUCUAUUAAAUGCAAAAGCUCAACGAUGGAUGAUUUGUGAAUGGUUUUAUUCAGAUCUUGAUUGGUGUUUACUUGCUACGGAAAAUGAAUUUGAAAAUUGUAUGGAACACUUUUUUCCGGAAUUUAUUAACAAUAAUAAUUCAAAAAGAAAAUUAGAAUUUACUCGACAUCAAUGGAAUUUAAUUCGACGUCGAUUUGGUAAACCUCGAAGAUUAUCAAUAGCAUAUCUUAAAAAUGAAAGAAUUAAAUUAUCUAAACAACGAAAUUUACUUCGUAUUCUUCAAUAUGAAAGCACAACACAUUAUCAAUCAGAAAAAAUCUUUCUGAAUAACCUUCCAUUUUUAAUUAUUUCACCAUUACCAAUUGAUUCUCGUGUUAUUGUUCGACUUUUUCGAUCUUCUCAAUAUGGUUUAUAUCGUGGACAAUUUAUUUCUCGAGAUGAAAAUAAUAAUCACUUAUAUAAAAUAUUAUUUGAUGAUUCGAAUAUUGGUUUGUCUGAAGAAUCACUUGAACGUGUUGUCCUUGGUGAUAAGUUAAAAACGAUGAAAUAUGGUGAAAAAGAUAAAGAAUAUUUAAAUAGUGAUAACGAUGAAGAAGAUUUUCAAACAACAGACGAAGAUGAAAUGACAAGAAAGACAAAUGUUAUUACUAAAAUACCUGACCGGCUGUUAUAUCUUAUUAUUCGAGUAUCACGAAUACUUUGUGCUAAACGUGAUUCAAUUGAAAGUUUACGUAAAAUGAACGAUCAAGCAGAAUUUGAAAUAAGUAGACAUAUACCAUUAAGUGAUGCUUUUCGACGAGAUUAUGCACAUUUAGUUCAAUGGUUAGCAAAAUUAAAUGAAUAUUUAGCAAAAUUUAUUGAUGAGAUAAAUAAUAUCUGUCGAGAAAUUGUAACUGAUGAACAAUUACUUGUCGUAUUUAAUGAUACAAAAUUUGUAUGUGAUAGAUCACAACGAUUAGCACAAGAACUUAUUAAUAAACUUAACAUUCCACCAAUGGUUAUAAAUGAAGGAAAUCUUGAAUUGAUUACAAAACUUGUUGCUCUUGUUGUUCAAAUGAAAGAAUUUUCUGAAAGUGAAGGAUCUUUCUCGGAAUUACAUGCACUUGAUGAAGCAAAUGACAAUUUAAAAAAAUUUAUUCAUCCAUCACUUUUGUCUACUUAUAAACAAUGUGUAGAAAGUAGUGUAACACAAUUUAAAUCUGGUCUGAAUAAUCGUCCUGGUCUAGGUUUAUUACAAUCAUUUCUUCAUACACAAUCUGAAUCGAUUGAUCAACAAACUAAUAAUCCUUCUAUUAAUCAAACAUUCUUUAGUCUUUAA